AUGAGUCGCGUGAAAGUGGCCGUGCGGGUGCGCCCCUUCAACGCGCGCGAAGAGGCGAUGGGCAGCGUUUGCUGCAUCUCGAUGAGCGGCAGCAGCACGACGCUGCUGGACCUGGACAGCAGCAGCAGCAGCAGCAGCAGCAGCAGCAGCAGCAGCAGCAGCAGCAGCAGGGAGCCUCGGACCUUCACCUUUGACUACUCCUUCUGGUCCCAUGAUGGCUUCGAGGUGGGCCCCUCGGGGGCCCUCAGGGCCCUCCCGGGGGCCCCCUUUGUGGACCAAAAAAGGGUCUUCGAGGCCCUCGGCCAGCAACUCCUCGCAGCAGCUUGGGAGGGCUUCCACACUUGUUUGUUUGCCUACGGCCAGACGGGGGCUGGCAAGAGUUACUCCGUUGUGGGGUACGGAGACGAUCCCGGGAUCGUCCCCACGGCUUGCCGCGAGAUCUUCGCCCGCAUCCGCAGCAGCAGCAGCAGCAGCAGCAGCAGCAGCAGCAGCAGCAGCAGCAGCAGCGGGGGCGGCGAGGAGGAGCAGCAGAGCAAGAGCUAUGAGGUUACUGUUAGUUUGCUCGAGAUUUAUAAUGAAACUGUUCAAGACCUUCUCAUCAGCCCCAGCGAGCGGCCCAAGGCCGGGCUCAACAUCCGAGAGUCGAAGCAGCUCGGAGUUUAUGUUGAGGGGUUGACAAAGAUUGCAGUCUCUUCUUACGAAGAAAUCCAAGCAGUCACUGACAAAGGAACUGCAAACAGAACAAAUAGAGCGAAGAAUAUAAAAAAUAAAGCUGUUGUCAAUGAAGAUCCUGUCCAGAAACUCAUUCGGGAACUCCAGGAAGAAAACGCCAAACUCAAGAAACUCCUCGAUGGCCAGGGCCCCCUGGAGGGGCCCGCGCCUUCAGCGGAAGAAACCCUCGCGCUGCAGAGGGCCCACGAAGAAGAAAUAAAAGCCAUGGAAAAUGCAAUUGCAGAAAUGCAAAAGUCUUGGGAAGACAAGUUGAAGGAGGCCCACGCCAAGCUGCAGCAGCAGCAAGCAGGGCCUGACUGGGAGAAGGUGUGUCACAUAACUUUGUUGAAUGAAGACCCUCUUCUCUCGGGGUCUUUUUCCAUGGCCAUUCCUGCUGCUCCCGGGAAGUUGUUGAUAAAAAGAAAGACAAAAGAAGCAGCAGAGCAGCAGCAGGAAGCAGCAGCAGCGCAGCAGGCAGCAGCAAAGGAGACGCAGCAGCAGCAGCAGCAGCAGCAGCAGCAGCAGCAGCAGCAGGCGGAGACGGUGCUGCUGCUGUCGGGCCCCACAGUCAGCAGCAGACACUGCAGCAUCUAUUUCGAGGCUUCCGGAGCUGCUGGGAGCCCCAGAAAAGCCGCAGACGCAGCAGCAGCAGCAGCAGACGCAGCAGCAGCAGCAGCAAACGAAGCAGCAGCAGCAGCAAACGGAAAAGAGUCGGAAAAGGACGCAAAUGGACUAUUUAUCGAGGCGCUGGAAGGCGAAAAAGGCACUUUUUUGAACGGAAAAGAACUGCAAAAAGGAGAAAAAGUGCUGCUGCAGUGCGGCGACCGCGUGGUCGUGGGCCAGAGCUACGCCUUUCUGGUGUACGUACCGCAGCUGUGGGGCCCCACACGCAGCAAACUUCUUGCUGCUGCUUCUUUUGCUGCAGCAAUGGAGGAAGUCAGCAGCAGCAAAGGCGCGCUGCUCACUGCAACAAACUCUGGAAAACAAAUCGAACUCGAAACCCUCGAAAGGUCCAAGUACAAACAAAAACUCAAGGAGGCUGAUGAGGCACUCCAAAAACAAAAAGAGGAGUACGAAGCAAAGCUGCAGGCUCUUGAGCAGAAGCACAAUGAGGAGCAGCUGCAGAAAGUAAAAGAAGAAUUUUUAAAUGAACAAAAAAAGUUGGAGACAGAAAAAAGACAACUUGAAAUUCAAGAACUCAAAAGAAGACAAGAGGAGGGCGACCUCAUGCUGCUCAACGAGCAGCUCUCCAGACUGCUGCCGCUGCUGCGGGAGGCCAACGUGAUAGCUGCGGAGCUGGGGCUGGACUACGAGUGCUGCCCGCUGCUGCAGACUCGCGUGUCAGUGAAGAAAAAGGAGACAGUCGUGAGUGUCUCUUUGCUGCUGAAGGGUUUUCGAAUUUGCUGCUGGUCUGCUGCUGCUUUCGAAGACCGCCUCAUCCUCAUGAGGGAACUCUUCGACAAGUGGCUCGAAGCCCCAGACCCCAACGCCUUCCUCGCAGAUUACCAAGUCAAAAUAGGCAAAGCCACUGGUCUCCCCGUAGAAAAUGCGCAGCAGCUUUUUGUGCGCUUUUACCCAUACCUUGCUGAAGAGCCUUGCGAGACUCCAGCAGCAGCAGCAGCAGCAGCAGCAGCAGCAGCAGGAGCAGCAGCAGCAGCAGGGGCAGGCUCGCCUGCCGCAACGACCCCGAGAGCCGCAGCGACGGCAACGCUGCGGCCCGCAGCAGCAGCAGCAGCAGCAGCAGCAGCAGAAGUCGACUUCAAAUACUGCACUUUGCUGCAGCAGCAACCCGUAACAGCAGACUUCUUGGAUUACCUCAACACAGAGACACUCCGAUUCGAAGUUUGGGUAAAAGACGAAAAGGCAGCACAAGCAUUCAAAGAGCAGCAAAACAGCAGCAGCAGCAGCAGCAGCAGUAGCAGCGGUGCUAGCAGCAGCAGCAGCAGUGGCAGCAGCAGCAGUGGCAACGGCAGCAGCAGCAGCAGCAGCAGCAGCGGCGGCUGCAGAUAUACGUACAACGGAUACGAUAAAACAGCAGCAGCAGAUGCUGCAUGCAACGUGCUCGAUUUGCUGCCGGGCAUGAAGAGACAGCCAGCAGCAGCAGCAGCAGCAGCAGCAGCAGCAGCAGCAAACAAGGGGAAGAAGGAGACACUCGAGAACGCCGUGGGCAGGGACCCCAAGACAGGCAAAUAUGUCUACAAUGGAUACGAAACGCUCAGCCAGCAGCAGCAGCAGCAGCCGCAACAGCAGCAGAAGCAAAAUGAAGCAAAGCAGCAGGGCGCCAGCGCCAGCGGGGGAGCUAAGGAGAAGCAAAAGGCAGAAGCAACACCCAAUGCUGCUGCUGCUGCUGCUGCUGCACCUGCUGCUGCACCUGGCACUGCUGCUGCUACUGCGCAGCCAGCAGCAGCAGCGGCCAAAGGCCCUAGUCCUGCAGCGGAGCAGAAACCUAAGGACAACAAGCAGCAGCAGCAGCAGCAGCAGCAGCAGCCGCAGCAGCCAAAGGAAGAAAAGGCGAAGGAGCAGCGCCAGGCCGGCCCGCAGGAGCAGCAGCAGCAGCAGCAAAAACCUCAGCAGCAGCAGCAGCAGCAAGCGCGAGGCAAUGAGCAGCAGACGCCGCAGCAGCAGCUGCCGCAUGACGACGAAGAACAGCAGCAGCAGCAGCAGCGAAAGAUCCACCUCUUCAAACACCCCCAGAAUGCCUGCUGCACAAUUCAAUAA
Eimeria necatrix is the source of this 3429-nucleotide messenger RNA. Its product is annotated as kinesin motor domain cointaining protein, putative. NCBI's taxonomy places the organism in Eukaryota, Apicomplexa, Conoidasida, Eucoccidiorida, Eimeriidae. Bases 1 to 3429 code for a protein of 1142 amino acids. The record is from RefSeq and is a predicted model, not a curated record. The transcript has 8 exons. Gene Ontology annotation, molecular function: ATP binding; microtubule binding; microtubule motor activity. Gene Ontology annotation, biological process: microtubule-based movement.